AUGACACUCUGGGGCACCGACACAGUUCGCGAUGUCGCAGAGGCCGUUGGUAUUACCAACCUCAACAAGGAGGUGACUUCUGCUCUAUGCAGAGAUGUGGAGUUCCGUAUGAGUCUUGUUCUCGAGCAAGCAAUCAAGUUUAUGCGACACUCCCAACGGACUAUUCUCUGGUGCAGUGACAUUGCGCAGGCUCUACGGGUACUUGAUGUUGAACCUCUGUAUGGCUACGAAAGUACAAGACCGCUUAGAUAUGGGGAGGCUAGUAUUGGACCAGGUCAGCCGCUGUUCUACGUGGAAGAUGAGGAGAUGGAUUUCGAAAAGCUGAUUAAUGCACCUUUGCCGAAGGUGCCACGAGAGAUGAGCUUCACAGCACACUGGCUCGCUCUAGAAGGUGUCCAGCCUACCAUUCCACAGAAUCCUUCCGUCCUCACAAACACGACCGAUAAUAGAACGAUUGAUUCUCUAUUACCUAAGACUGGCACAGGUCCGAACCAAACCCUUGCCGCCAUGGCUGAUUCUGCCUCCGCAAGUACUACGAAACCACUUGUGAAACACGUUCUCUCGAAAGAAUUACAGCUUUACUUUCAGAAAGUCACCUCAUCAAUCCUCGACCCAGCGCAACCAGAAUACCGAGCCGCUGGAUUGACGUCCUUGCGAGAAGAUCCAGGUCUACACCAGCUGGUUCCAUACUUUGUACAAUUUGUUGCAGAAAAGGUCACACACAAUCUGCGAGAUCUCUUCCUACUUCGUCAGAUGAUGGAAUUGGUCGAUGCGCUUACGCGGAACGAUAACUUUAACCUUAGCCCUUAUGUCGCAAGCAUGAUCCCUCCAGUUCUGACCUGUUUAACAGGAAGAAACCUGGGACCUGGUGCAGGCGGAAAUGGAGCCACAAUCAACGGUACAGGCUCAAAUCCAAUGGAUCAUUUCGAGCUACGAGAUUUCUCAGCAGCACUCCUUCAGCGACUGUGCAGUAAAUACGGUCGUUUCUCCCACAACUUGAAACCUCGAUUGGCACGUUCUUGCUUGAAGACAUUCCUCGACCCACGAAAGACACUCGGAGCGCAUUAUGGGGCGAUCUUGGGUUUCAAGGCAGUGGGUGGUGGAGAAGUCGUGCGCAGCCUGGUUGUUCCAAAUUUGAAAGAAUAUGAAGAUGUCCUUCGAGGCCCCUUGAGUGGUGGUGAGGGUGAUCUGCAAAAGGCUGAAGCUGAAAUGGUGGUGAGAGCUAUCAUGCAGGCUCUUGCGACACUGAUCGACGACGACGUGCCCAUGAUGAAUGGACACGCUGAUGGCCAAUCGGAUACGAAAGAACGAGUGAUCACCAAGGUUGGCGAGGUGCUUGGGACAAGAGUUUCGGAAGAUGCAAGACUCACUCGAGCUGUUCUCGACACAUAA
Lithohypha guttulata is the source of this 1392-nucleotide messenger RNA. RefSeq names its product histone H4-like TAF Taf6, SAGA complex subunit (gene taf6). The record is from RefSeq and is a predicted model, not a curated record. Bases 1 to 1392 code for a protein of 463 amino acids. NCBI's taxonomy places the organism in Eukaryota, Fungi, Ascomycota, Eurotiomycetes, Chaetothyriales, Trichomeriaceae. Gene Ontology annotation, biological process: transcription initiation at RNA polymerase II promoter; RNA polymerase II preinitiation complex assembly. The transcript is spliced from 2 exons. Gene Ontology annotation, molecular function: RNA polymerase II general transcription initiation factor activity; transcription coactivator activity; protein heterodimerization activity. Gene Ontology annotation, cellular component: SAGA complex; SLIK (SAGA-like) complex; transcription factor TFIID complex.